AACCUCUAUAUACCAUUAGAGACUCGCGAGUAUUGUCGCGACAAUCAAUAUCCACCCACCAUGCACGAACUCUCCCACAUGGGCCCUCGGGCCUUUAACCACACCCAGAGCAACGAUGCCGAAGCCGAGUAUGAUCGUCUGCGCAACCUCGCCCGACAGGAAGCCUCGAAGCGCGGCAACUGCUUUCAGCGCUCCCAAGAAGCAUACUCCUCCGGCGAUGGCGCAGCGGCCAAAGAACUCAGCGAGCAGGGCAAAGCGCACGGGCGCAAAAUGGACGAGUACAACCGCCAAGCAUCGGAGUUUAUCUUCAAGGAGAACAACGCGGCGGGGCGCGUUGAAGCAGAUACAAUUGAUCUGCACGGGCAGUUUGUAGAGGAAGCCGAGGACAUUCUGGAAGAGAGAAUUAAGUAUGCCCGGAGUCAUGGGCAGAACCACCUGCACGUGAUUGUCGGAAAGGGAAACCACUCUGCCAACCAUGUGCAGAAGAUUAAGCCGCGCGUUGAGCAGGUCUGUCGUGAGUUGGGUCUGCAGUAUGCGACGGAGGAGAAUGAGGGGAGAAUCUACGUAAACCUCACUGGUGGCGCGGCGAAUAUGCCCCCGAGGCCGUCGCAUGGACAUGGACAGGGUCAUGGUCAAGGCCACCAACAGCAACAUCAUCAGCAACAACAGCACCACCAGCAACAGAACCAGGAUCCUGUUGAGCAGGUGGUUAGGGCGGUUCUGCCGCGGGUGCUGCGCAAGAUGGAGAAGGCUUGCUGUGUUGUUAUGUAAGGAGGCUAUUUUGCUUUUCUUGUGAGUGAAUGGCCUUUUUUUGGAUACCAUUAUGCUUCUGGUAUUUGGCCGGUUACGAUAGAGGUACUUAGAGGUACUUAGAAGGUGAAGAGUGUUAUACCCGGAAUGCUAUUUAGGAUCUUUUUGUCCGAUUUAUGAGCUAUGGCAAAUGUCCGGAACUUCCACGU
This is a messenger RNA of Aspergillus versicolor CBS 583.65, 959 nucleotides long. RefSeq names its product Smr domain-containing protein. The record is from RefSeq and is a predicted model, not a curated record. The transcript is spliced from 4 exons. NCBI's taxonomy places the organism in Eukaryota, Fungi, Ascomycota, Eurotiomycetes, Eurotiales, Aspergillaceae. The coding region runs from base 61 to 771 and encodes 236 amino acids.